Messenger RNA from Rotaria sordida, 2699 nucleotides. The record is from the annotation of a GenBank genome assembly. NCBI's taxonomy places the organism in Eukaryota, Metazoa, Rotifera, Eurotatoria, Philodinida, Philodinidae.
AUGCAUAAACAUCAUAGAAAUGUCAAUUUUCACCUAUUUUCUUUCGUACGAUAUCAAUUUUGGCCCUUACUCAUACCGUCGAUAGCUGUUCUAUUUUUAACAUUUUGUCCGCAAAUAUCUCAAUCAAUUGAAGUUAAUAUUAAUGAUUAUAAUCAACAAAUUGAAAAUCCUGAUAGGACUGUAGCUAAACUUGCUCCACGUGAAAUUCAACUAACAACAACAUUAUCACCACCAUCAUCACUUUCAGUACCUUCAACAUCGUCAACUUCAAAUUUUGAUGAAUUUAUUCAUACUUUAUAUGUAAUUUCUUUGGAUGGUAAAAUAACUGCAAUUGAUGCUCAUGCAAAUGGUCGUCAAUUAUGGACAGUUGAUACAGGAGCACCAUUAAUUGAUUCAAGUUUAAGUAAAAUUGAAAUAUCUCGUGAUUCACGAUCAGUUCGUCUUAUUCCAUCACUUAUUGGUGGUCUUUAUGAAAAAUAUGAUGAAGAUGGACAUGUUGAACCAUUACCAUUUGAUGCUGGUGAUUUACUUGAUGCAUCAUUUAAACUUCAUGAAGAAUUAGUAAUAACAGGUGGAAAACAUAUUGAUACACUUGGUCUUGAUUUACAUACUGGACAAGUACUUUAUUCAUUUUCAAAAGAUCAUCUAAAACAAAACAAUGCAUUAGAUAGUAACCGAACAACAACAGAUAAUACUGAAUUUCGAUCAACCUUAAUUGUUAAACGAACAACACAAACUAUAAGAGCGCGAAGUGCUCGAAAUGGAUAUGAAAAAUGGAAUUUUAGUGUUUCAAAUCAUGAAUUACUUCAUUUACGUCCUCAACCAGCUGCGGUUGUUCUUGGGCAAGUUGAUCCUGAAACAGCAUUUUCCGGCUAUUUUGAAUAUCAGUUACAAACUGGUGUUGUAUUAGCAUUUGAUAAAACUGGACAUCCUACUUGGUCUUCACCAAUUAAUGCACCAAUAGCUGCUGUAUGGGAAUUAAAAAAUGGUCAAUUAAGUGAAAAACCUUUAUUUGAAACAAUAGCAUCAAAUCAUUUUUCAAUAGAUGAUCCAAGUAAAAGAAAAAAAACAAUAAUUCUCUUUAUUUAUUUUCUAUGUUUCACUCUCUGAUCCUACUAAUUCCAAAGGGAUAGCUACCUAAUAACAAGUGUAUCUGUUAGGAUGGUAUGUAAGACAUUAGCAAAAGCAAAAACAGAACGCAGAAGAUGAAUUCUUAUGAUAAAGGAUAAUUGACAAAGAGAUCAUUUUAAGAGAAACGAAGAACAACCAUAUGCAUUAGAAUAUCUUUGGAAAUUUAGCAUAGAAUUUGAUAAUCAAUUUUAGAUAUUGCCAGAUGCAUCUACAUAUGAGACAAAUCGUUUAGAAAAGUAGAGAGAACUAAUUGAUCUUUUCUCUUCUUAUCACUCCGAGCAAUUCACAUUUAAGCAUGAUUGCUUUAGUAACAAAUAACCGUUCAAGGAUUUAUCAAUUCUCUUAAAAUAUUUUGUCCAAUAUACAUAACAUAGAUCAUCAAGUGUACGUUCAUCGUAAACGAAUGUGAAAAAUAAAUCGUUUCGAUAAAGAUAGUGAUAAGCUCGUUUGAGUGAUGCACAAUAAAAAUGAUUAAGAUUCAUUUGUUGCAAAUCUAAAAAUAGAGCGGCGAUGUUCACAGGACAGGGUAACAUCCUGCAAACUGAAAAAUCAGAUUUUCGAAUUUUUAGUCCUGAAAAGAAGUAUUUUUUCAGUCUUUCAGAGUUAAAAAACAAAAAUAGACUGCCAAGGGUGGUAUCGACUAGUAUUCAUAGUGUUUCUCUAUAGACUUACGUCCGAAUGAAAGGGGUAGAAUUAAAAAAUAAGUAAAAUGACUAUCGUAGUAUUGUGUUUGUAUUUUUUAUUUUCGUGUUUUUAGCAGAUUAAAGCAAAAAUUUAAGUUAUGAGUUCUAUAUCAUCUGAUUCCAAUAAUGAGAUUUGCUAAAUAUCUACUCAUGAUUUUACUGCUCAAUCAAAUACAUCUUUAUGUUGUCUUGUCGGUCAUUAUACUUUAUCCAGCAACUUGAUAGUGUUCUUUUGGAUAUAUAGUUGUCAAAAAUAAAAGGAAUGAUUUUGAACAUAGCAAUAAUUUCAUCAGCCGUUUUGAAUAUUGUCAUACGUUUCGUUACAGGUUUGCAAGUAGAAGAAAGCACUUUGUAAAGCACACAAAUCGAUGCUUUCAAAAAGUCAAGAAUAUGAUUAUAAUAUUAAGAAAAGAUGAUGACUUGAUCUAUGUCUCUCGUUUGAAUUUGAUAAGAAAAAUAAGACAAUAGAACAAGAGUGUCGGCUUAGCAUUACCAUUGAAUUAAUCUAAUGCUGACAGCUAUACUUUUUUCUUAGGAUCGUUACACAAAAGCAUUGCUGCCAGCAUUAAGUUAAUGCAAUGCUAAUAUUAAGUCGAAGUCUCUACGAUAGAACUCUUAAAUUUUAUAAAAAUCAUAAAAACUUUCUAUUUCUUUCAAAAUAUACUCGAUUGAUUUUAUCUAUUCCUGCAACAACAACGAGUGUAGAAAGAGAAUUUUUCACUGUUGAUUAAAUUCUAAACUUUGAAGAAAAAAAUCUUCAACCAGAUAAUUCAAAGAACAUUUUAUUAGUAAGAUCAACAGAAAAACAUUUAUAUAAGAAAAAAAUUAUUUAUCUCUGGUGUAUAGAGCACAUAAAGUUAUGUAAAAAAAAGAUAAUGCAAAUGG